AUGCCGCUAGCAAAGGAGUGGGACAGUUACGAAGAGGACGAGUGGUAUUCCAAAACUACGAAGGACCAUCUGAACAUCCGUCAUGUUCAUCCUCCAGCAUCCAAAACCCCGCCCCGGAGGACUCAGGAUGAUGCGCUUUAUCGUCCCGACUAUGCUCGCCACACAACCGAGUACCUGGCCCCAGAAGUGCACUACACGACCGGUCUCCAUAGGACCCGCUCACAAGGUCACGCGCCCGCCCCCAAUGUGACAAUCUACAACACCAGUCACUUGGACAACGAUAGCCGACCAGUUUUGCGCUCUGAGCAGAAGGGCCCAGAGGUCAGUCGCGGUCGACGCGAACAGAAGAUGCCUGGUGCAUUUGAGGAUUUGGAGGAUGAGAUUGCUGGACUGAGGGCAGAUCUAAAGAAGGAACACCGUUCGCGCUCUAGGCACGAGUACCAUGAACGCCAGCGCUCUCCAGAGCCCAACUAUGCGGACCAGAUCAAGUUGACACUCGCUGAGCAACGUCUCAAAGAUCUCGAAGAUAAGCUUGAGAGAGAGCGGCAGGAGCGAUACCAUCAUCACUCUCCGGACCGUAGCUACGAGGACAAGAUGAAACUGGCGCUCGUGCAACAGCGACUACGAGACUCUGAAAAAGAACUCGAAAGGGAAAGACGUCAUCACUCGCCAGAUCACGGCUACGAAGACAAGGUGAACUUGGCACUGUCGCAACAGCGACUCCGAGAAGCUGAAGAGAAGCUCGAAAGGGAACGACGAGAGGAGGAAAUGGAUAGACGGGCGGAACUGGUGAGACGCAGGGUGGAGCUUGACUUCAUCCAGGAUAGAAGAGAGCGCGAGGCAGAAGAGGAUAGAAUCAAGAGGGCAGAGGAGAGUAUGCGUCGCGACUGGGAGUUGCAGCGAACGAAGGAAGAACGAGAUCGCGAACGACGCGAGGUCGAAGAAGAGAAGAAGCGUGCUUCUAUCAUCGCCGAAAACAGGGCAAAGAUGUCUAGGGAGCAAAGAGAGGCCGAAGAACAACGCGACAGGCUUCUGGCUAAACUAGAAAGGGAGCAGAGAGAUCAGGAGGACGAACGCAAGCGGAUUCUUGCUGAAAGCAAGAUGAAGCAAGCCAAGGAGCAACAGCGGGCCGAAGAGGAACGUGAGAAGCUUCUAGCCAAGAUAGAGAGGGAGCAGAGGGAGCAGGAUGAUGAACGCAAACGAAUACUUGCCGAGGCCAAGUUAAAGCAAGCGAGGGAGCAACGAGAGGCCGAGGAGCAACGUGAGAAGAUCCUGUCUGAAAUGGACAAGAAGAAAAAGCGAGAGCAAGAAGAACGCCAGCGCAUCAUUGACGAGAACACUGCCAAACUUGAGAAGGAAGCGCGUGAGCGUGAGCUCAAGGAGAAGGCCAUGGAACAAGAGCGCAAGCGCAUCAUCGCCGAGAACGAAGCCAAGGUAGCUAAGCAGGCCCAAGAGGCAAAGGAAGCUCAAGAGCGUGCUGUCCAAGAGUAUCAGCGAAAGAAGGCGAAGGAAGAGGCCGAAGCUCAAGCAGAGCAUGAUCGUAUCAUCUUCGAGUACGAGCGUAAGAAGGUCUUGGAUGCCGAGAAGGAAAAGAGGGCACGAGACGAACUCAUGAUGAAGAUCAGACUCGAAGAAGAAGCAAAGAAGCAGAAGGACAAAGAGGAGUACGACGCCUUUGUGCGAAAGCAAAAAGCACAGGAAGAAGAGGACAAGAGGAAGAAAGAGGAACAAGAGAAGGAGCUCGAAGAGACGAUGCGCAAGAGGCUCUCUCAGUUUGGCUUCCAAGACAACCAAAUCCAGGCGCUUGUCCACCCUGAGAGGGAAAGACACCUACAAGCAGGCAUGAUGCCCAACCAUCCCAUGCAUCAAAUUGCACCUCCGCCUCCCCCACCUCCACAGCACCACCAUCACCAUCAGAUUGCCAUUGCACCUCCACCACCGACAUACGCCAAGAUCCACAGGAGUCAUCUCGAUGUUGAGACGCUGCACUACUACGACAUCCCAUAUGAAUACGAUGUGAACCCAGAGUACAUCAUCGUCCUCCGGGAGAUGUCCCAACGCGAGACUGACAUUCUCUUCGAGCACACUCGUCGUCUCCGCACCGGCCAUGGUAGCAAGCUGUUCAUAGAAUCAGAGGGUCGUGAUAGCAGGGGCAAGAAGGAAUACGCUUUUUCGCCGCAGCUCACCUCCCCGACAAUCUUGCUCACACUUCCUUUGGAGCAUGCGUUGAUACCCCUCGUGCUUUUGUUCUUGUUUGAUUCAACAUGGCCGACGCGCUUUGCGGGCCUUCCAACGCCCUUCAGAACUUCCAGAAACAUACUACCGUCGAUCGGACACUGCAACAGGAUCGCCUGGUCGGCAGACAUUCACCAGCCCAGGUAUGGCUUCAGAUCAUCACCGGGAUCAAAUGCAGGCGCACUAGACUCCGAGUUUGAUGCAUUCCAAGCCGGUCGACCAGUGCCGGCGCACGACUUCCAACACUUCGAUCCGCGAUUCGCACCUCAGUUUGCGCAACCUCCACAGGCACCCGACUGGGCUGCUGACUUCCAGCGCUUGAACGUCAGCAGCCCACCUCCACAGACGUUCCAGCAGCAGCGACCGCAACCAGCGAACGCGGCAUCAGCAUGGCAUCAGGACUUCUUGAGGCAGCAGGCCCCGAUCGCGCAGGCGCCUGCCUUGCAGCAGAACACAUAUGGCGGCAUGUCGGGAUAUAACAUGGGUGGAUUCGGUGGACAGACAUACAUGCAGACACCGAAUUUCCAGAACGCCCAGGUAUCCGAGGUUGCACAAGGAAAGCAGCGCGCCCAAGGUGACGUCCCCGCCUUCGACGAGGCGGCCUUUGAACGAGCGUUUGCGCAGGCGCAACAAGACAUGAUGGAGGUCGCAGAAGCAGAGCAAGUACACACACAGCCAGCGCAAGAGGCGCUGGACCUAGACCGGCCGGGUGAGAUGGAUCCUCUUCUUCAACGGAUACGAGAAACGCGGCCAGCUGUCUACUCUGCCAUCCAGGUCUGGAGCGAAACUGGUCUCGGACGAACCGACGAAGCGGUAACAUACCUCCAAAACAUGGAGAACAUGGAACGGACCGGUACUUUGGUGCAAGAUGCAAACGAGGGGAGAUGGAUCGUCGACUCUCUGCAAAGAAUUGUAAAUCGCGACGCCCCUCAGCAAGUCAAGACCCGAGCCGAGAAGCUCAUCACGGCAAUCAACCAACGCCUUAUGUCACAGUACCCACUGGGCUCACGGGUGCUGAUGAGCGAAGAGCAGAUAUGGCAGGACCUGGAAGCAGCAGGCUACAUGAGGACACCAGAGCCGAUAAUGCAACGGAUGGAGCAAAGACCUGAGGAAGAGCAGAAGCAAGAACAGCCCCCAAAGAACGACGAUGACGAGAUGGCGGCAACAGCAGGUCGACUGCUAGAGCGCGUUGCAGACAACACAAGCGACAAGUUUCAAAACUCCCAGUUCCUUGGGCUCAUGCGUCGUCUACGAGACCGUGAAGUAAGAGUGCAAGAAGACAAGAUUGUCGAAGUCGAUGGAGCCAAACAGCAGACUGGAAACACCACGUCCACACCACAGGCCAACAUCCACCAACAACCACCGUCACAACUCCAACAACAACCUCCAUCCACAACGCAAAUCCCCCCAAUCGACCCCACAAUCCUGUCUCACGCGGCCACCGACUUCGAACAACCAAUCUAUUCGGGCGAUGAACCACCACAGUAUGCCCACACUCCUCCCCUAGCACCUAUCAGUGAGGAGCCCCUAAUAACUGAUGAGAUUUCAGAACAAUAUAGAUACUACAACGUUGAUGCCGCAUACCACCGCUGA
This is a messenger RNA of Alternaria burnsii, 3828 nucleotides long. RefSeq lists its product as uncharacterized. The record is from RefSeq and is a predicted model, not a curated record. The transcript is spliced from 5 exons. Bases 1 to 3828 code for a protein of 1275 amino acids. NCBI's taxonomy places the organism in Eukaryota, Fungi, Ascomycota, Dothideomycetes, Pleosporales, Pleosporaceae.